Molecule: messenger RNA, 1662 nt
Organism: Eremothecium gossypii ATCC 10895
Lineage: Eukaryota; Fungi; Ascomycota; Saccharomycetes; Saccharomycetales; Saccharomycetaceae
Gene: PNS1
Product: Pns1p
Exons: 1
Coding region: 1-1662 (553 amino acids)
Biological process (GO): transmembrane transport
Cellular component (GO): plasma membrane
Molecular function (GO): transmembrane transporter activity
Source: RefSeq, marked provisional
AUGUACGGUAAGAGUGGGCCGCCACCAGAGGGCUAUGUCCCCCAGCACCCACCAGCACAGGGCUAUGCGCCCCACAACCCGCCACCUGGUUAUGUCCACGAAAAUCCUUUCCAGGAGCCCGUUCCGCAGGGACAGGAGUAUUCUCCGCAGGGACAACAGUAUCAAUUCCGCAAGGACCAGUACUACAACUUGGAUCACCAGGGGUCUGGGGCUCCAAUUGGGGAUGCGUCGUUCGAGGAUAAGUUUCCAACGGAGGCCGGGAAUAGGCUGAAGUUCAACGACUGGCCGUUCACCAUCAUCUUUCUGUUGACGGUGGGUGCGUUCAUCGCGGUGGCGGUGCUAACGCUGCGCGGCUGGAGCCUGUCGCCGACGUCCAACGGAUCCGGAAUAUAUGACGGCGACAACACGCAUACGCUAAACACGAAUGCGGCCAUUUUAUUGUUGAUUUCGUGUGGUGUGGCGGUCGCUCUGAGUGUAUUCGGCCUCGUGCUUGCGGGCAUGUACACGAAGUUCUUUAUCUACGCUGCUAUGAUUUUGAAUACCGUAGUGGGUUUAGGUACCGCCAUUACGUACUUGGUGUUGCGUCACUGGUCUGCGGGUAUUGUGUUUAUGAUAUUUACCAUUCUGACGGCGGUGUGCUACUGGUUAAUGCGCUCAAGGAUUCCAUUUAGUGUCGCUGUCUUGCGUACGGUCAUGUCAGUUAUGAAGAAACAUCCACAGACGUGGCUUGUGUCAUUAUUAGGUACCAUUGUGUCGGCUGCGUUCUCUGUCAUAUUCUCUGUAGUGUUGGUUGCGACCUACAUAAAGUAUGACCCGAAGAGCGAGAAUGGUGGCUGCGAUGUAUCUGGUGGCUCUUGCUCACGUGGAAAGUUAAUUGGUAUUUUGGUACUCGUUUUCUUCUGUGGAUUCUACAUUUCUGAGGUCAUCAGGAAUGUGAUUCAUUGCACCAUCGCGGGCAUCUACGGCUGCUGGUACUAUUUUUCGAAGUCGGACCAAGGCAUGCCACGUUGGCCAGCUUUUGGCUCAUUAAAGAGAGCGUUGACCACUUCCUUUGGGUCCAUUUGCUUUGGCUCGCUGAUUGUGUCUCUGAUUCAACUACUGCGGCAGAUUAUUCAGCUGCUUCGCAAUGGGAUUAUUUCCGGGAUAUCCGACAGUGGGUGGAUGCAGUGCUUGUGGUUAAUCUUGGAUGCCGUUGUUGGUGUCUUUGAAUGGAUGGCAGAGUACUUCAACCACUAUGCCUACUGCUUCAUUGCGUUGUACGGGAAACCAUACCUACGCGCCGCGAAGGAAACCUGGCACAUGCUUAGAGAAAAGGGUAUUGACGCUUUGAUCAACGAUAACUUGAUCAACUUGGCGCUAGGGUUCUACACCCUCUUUGUGGGAUACACGACGGCUCUGUUCUCCUACUUGUUCUUGAGAUUCACAAAACCUGACUACAACUCUGGUGGUGGCUUCAACGCAGUUCUGAUGGCGUUUUCAUUCCUAAUUGCCAUACAGCUCACACAUGUCGCUACAGAAACUAUCAGGUCAGGGACAGCUACGUUCUUCGUUGCCUUGGGUAAUGAUCCAGAGAUAUUCCGUGUUUCAUACCCACAACGCUUUGACGAAAUAUUCAGAGCAUACCCCGAUGUCCUAAACAAACUCUCACAUCAACAUGUGUAA